AGUCCCUCCUGGUCACUCCGCCGACGCGAUGGCCGUCCCCGGCUCACUGGCCGAGUGUGGCUACAUCCGGACUGUGCUGGGCCAGCAGAUCCUGGGUCACCUGGACAGCUCCAGCCUGGCCUUGCCCUCCGAGGCCAGACUGAGGCUGGCCGGCAGCAGCGGCCGCGGCGACCCGGCGGCCCGGAGCCAGCGGAUCCAGGAGCAGGUGCAGCAGACCCUGGCCCGCCGGGGCCGGAGCUCUGCGGUCAGCGGGAACCUUCACCGAACCAGCAGUGUCCCUGAGUAUGUCUACAAGCUACACGUGGUUGAGAAUGACUUUGUUGGACGGCAGUCACCUGUCACUAGGGACUAUGACAUGCUUAAGGCUGGAAUGACUGCCACUUAUGGAAGUCGCUGGGGGAGAGCAGCAGCACAGUACAGUUCCCAGAAGUCAGUGGAGGAGAGAUCCUGGAGGCAGCCUCUGAGGAGACUUGAGAUUUCCCCAGAUAGCAGCCCGGAGAGAGCCCACUAUGGGCACAGCGAAUACCAGUAUGCCUGGCGGAGCCACGUGGUGCCUGGUGGGCGCCUCACCCUGCCACGCUAUGCUCGCUCAGAGAUCCUGGGCCUACGCCAGGCUGGCACAGCCCGCAGGCCACCUGGGUGCGGGUCAUUCAGCGAUGCUGUCUUCGACAAUGGCCCACUCAAGCCCACAAUGCCCACCCACCCUCCUGGCACCAGCCACAGUGCGGGCAGCUUGUUGGAAGAGACCACUGUGCGCGUGAGCCAGGCUCGGCUUCAAAGCACGCAGAGCAGAACCGCCCGCUCCUCCUGGCCCAGGAGCUCAGUCCGCAGUAGCCUGCGGGAGCCAGGAAGAAUGCUGACCACCGCAGGCCAGGCUGCCGUGGGCAGCGGGGAUGCACAUGGGGACAGGAGUGUCUUCGCUGACGCCCAGCUGGGGAAUGCAGACAUCGAAAUGACCUUGGAGAGAGCUGUGAAUAUGCUGGAUGCAGACCAUGUACCAGUAUCCAAGAUCUCUGCCGCAGCUACCUUCAUACAGCAUGAGAGCUUCCAAAAAUCUGAAGCACGGAAAAGGGUCAAUCAACUUCGAGGCAUCCCUAAGCUUCUACAACUGCUCAAACUUCAGAACGAAGAUGUUCAACGGGCUGCUUGUGGGGCCUUGAGAAACUUGGUAUUUGAAGACAAUGAUAACAAGUUGGAGGUAGCUGAACUGAAUGGAGUGCCUCGGCUACUGCAGGUGCUGAAGCAAACCAGAGACUUGGAGACAAAAAAGCAAAUAACAGGUUUGCUCUGGAACCUGUCCUCUAGUGAUAAACUCAAGCAUCUCAUGAUAACAGAAGCCUUGCUCACCUUGACAGAGAGUGUCAUCAUCCCCUUCUCCGGGUGGCCUGAAGGCGACUACCCCAAAGCCAAUGGCUUGCUUGAUUUUGAUAUAUUCUACAAUGUCACUGGAUGCCUAAGGAACAUGAGCUCUGCUGGCCCCGAUGGGAGGAAGAUGAUGAGAAGGUGUGAUGGUCUCAUUGACUCAUUGGUCCACUAUGUCAGAGGAACUAUUGCAGACUACCAGCCAGAUGAUAAGGCCACAGAGAACUGUGUGUGCAUUCUUCAUAACCUCUCCUACCAGCUGGAGGCAGAGCUCCCAGAGAAAUAUUCCCAGAGUAUCUACAUGCAAAACCGGAAUAUCCAGACUAACAGUAACAAAAGUAUUGGGUGUUUUGGCAGCCGAAGUAGGAAACUAAAAGAGCAAUACCAAGACUUGCAGAUGCCAGAGGAAAGGAGCAAUCCACAUGGCAUUGAGUGGCUGUGGCAUUCCAUUGUGAUAAGGAUGUAUUUGUCCUUAAUUGCCAAGAGUACCCGAAACUAUACCCAAGAGGCAUCACUUGGGGCUCUCCAGAACCUCACAGCAGGAGGCGGCCCGAUACCCACAUUGGUGGCUCGAAUGGUUGUCCAAAAGGAAAAUGGUCUUCAGCAUACACGGAAGAUGCUGCACGUGGGUGAUCCCAGUGUGAAAAAGACUGCGGUCUCCCUGCUGAGGAAUUUGUCACGGAAUCUUUCCCUGCAGAAUGAAAUUGCUAAAGAAACUCUACCAGAUUUGGUUUCUAUAAUUCCUGACACAGUCCCAAGUACUGACCUUCUCAUUGAAACCACAGCCUCUGCUUGCUAUACGUUGAACAAUUUAAUGCAAAAUAGUUACCAGAAUGCACGAGACCUUCUGAACACCGGAGGUCUGCAGAAAAUUAUGACCAUCAGCAUAGGGGAAGGCUAUGCCCCCAACAAGGCCAGCAAAGCAGCCUCUGUCCUCCUUUACUCUCUGUGGGCACAUACAGAGCUGCAUCACGCCUAUAAGAAGGCUCAGUUUAAGAAAACAGACUUUGUCAACAGCCGGACUGCCAAAGCCUACCACUCUCUUAAAGACUGAUGAAGUGGGGAAAAAAAAACCUCAGGAAUUCCAGUUUCACAGUUCUCCACUUAAAAAUAAAAUAAGAUAAACAAUUAAAAAAACCUCCUCAAAGAAAACACCUAUUUUUCUACUAACUGACCCAAGAAACCUCAAAAAGCAUGCUUUGUUUAUAUUCUUUUCUAUUUUCAUCCCCAAAUCUAGAAAAUGAAUAAUCAGAAUAUAAUUUUGUUAAGUGUCCUGAAGACUUCCACCAGGUUGCACCAGUAUGGAAUCAGUUUUACCCUGUGCAGAUAAUGGGCAUCAUUAUUCAGGCUUAUAGUAUGUGCAAACUCGUGUGAGUGUGCACCGGAGGAACACCUGAGAAAGAGUGUGUGAAUGAUGUUUCUAUCCUAGUUGCUCAUCUGCAUGUCACUUCCUUAAUGAGCCAGAGGUGUGUGUUCACUAGUGUUGGACAGGACAGAGAUGAAGGAAUAAAGCAUUGAUGGCAAAUCGC
This is a messenger RNA of Mus musculus (house mouse), 2891 nucleotides long. It is a transcript of the gene Pkp2, whose product is annotated as plakophilin 2. Gene Ontology annotation, cellular component: desmosome; nucleoplasm; cell-cell junction. The coding region runs from base 29 to 2416 and encodes 795 amino acids. Gene Ontology annotation, biological process: adherens junction maintenance; negative regulation of cell migration; cell-cell signaling. Gene Ontology annotation, molecular function: molecular adaptor activity; protein kinase C binding; intermediate filament binding. The record is from RefSeq and is marked validated. NCBI's taxonomy places the organism in Eukaryota, Metazoa, Chordata, Mammalia, Rodentia, Muridae. The transcript is spliced from 13 exons.